Cicer arietinum (chickpea) is the source of this 1925-nucleotide messenger RNA. RefSeq names its product geraniol 8-hydroxylase-like. NCBI's taxonomy places the organism in Eukaryota, Viridiplantae, Streptophyta, Magnoliopsida, Fabales, Fabaceae. Gene Ontology annotation, molecular function: monooxygenase activity; heme binding; iron ion binding. The record is from RefSeq and is a predicted model, not a curated record.
GAAUAUGCAAACACUCUUAUAUGUUUUAGGUAGAGGCCAAGGUUGUUAGAAGUUAAUAAAAGAGUGACAUUAUUUCAUAUAGUAUAUAUAUGUGUGUGAGAGAGAGACAAAGGAAAGGCAAAAGCAAUAAGCCAUGGACUACCAAAAACUUGUGAUACUAAUUUCCUUUGUAAGUGCAAGCAUUCUCAUCUUCAUACUUAGAAAAUUAAACCAAACCCAAAAUUCUACAAAGCUUCCACCAGGGCCAAACCCACUUCCCAUUAUUGGAAACAUCUUAGAACUUGGCAAAAACCCACACAAAACAUUCACAAAACUCUCUAAAAUCUAUGGACCAAUCAUGACAAUAAAACUAGGAAACAUAACAACCAUAGUUAUCUCAUCCCCACAACUAGCCAAACAAUUGCUUCAAGAAAAUUCAAAAUUCUUCUCUAAUAGGACAAUCCCACAUGCUGUCCAUGCCACUCAACAUUACAAAUUCUCAGUAGCAUGGCUUCCCUUAUCAACACCAUGGACCAAACUAAGGAAAAUUUGUGCUACAAAAGUAUUUUCUCCAAAAAUGCUUGACUCAACAAAAAUCAUUCGUGAAAAAAAGUUGCAAGAUUUAUUGGAUUAUGUGAAUGAAAAAAGCAAGAAAGGUGAGGUUUUUGACAUUGGUAAGGUUGUUUUCACAACUGUCCUUAAUUCAAUUUCAAACACUCUGUUCUCUAAGGAUUUGAUUCAUUCAACAUCUGAUGAAAAGUAUGAUCAUCAAUUAUUUGAGAACGCUAUUUUUGGUAUCAUGGAAGAAGCUGGUAGGCCUAAUGUUUCAGAUUUCUUUCCAAUUCUUCGUCUAUUAGAUCCACAAAGAGUGCUUGGAAAAAUGACCACUCAUAUGAAGAAGUUGUGUGAUAUUUUUGAUGAAAUUAUUGAAGAAAGAAUUUGUUUAAGAGCUUCAAAAGGUGAUUAUGAGGUUUACAACAAUGUGUUAGAUUCACUUCUUAACAAUACUGGAGAUAUAAGCUUAGAAUUGACCCGCGAUGAGAUGUUGCAUCUAUUUCUGGACUUAUUUGUUGCUGGAAUUGACACAACAUCAACCACCAUCGAAUGGAUUAUGGCAGAACUACUUCGUAAUCCUGAAAUACUAAGAAAGGUAAGAAAAGAGUUAUGUGAAACAAUUGGGAAAGAUGAAACAAUUGAAGAAUCACAUAUUUCCAAGUUACCUUUCUUGCAAGCAGUGGUGAAGGAAAGUUUUCGUAUGCACCCACCCAUUCCAUUUUUGUUACCUCAUAAAUGUGAUGAAAUUGUGGACAUCUUAGGCUUCAAUGUGCCAAAAAAUGCACAAGUUUUAGUCAAUAUAUGGGCCAUGGGAAGAGAUCCAACCAUUUGGGACAAUCCAAAUAUGUUCAUGCCUGAAAGAUUUUUGGAGUGUGACAUUAAUUAUAAGGGUAAUAAUUUUGAACUUUUACCCUUUGGGGCAGGCAAAAGAAUUUGUGCAGGAUUGCCAUUAGCUCAUAGGAGUGUGCAUUUAAUUGUGGCUUCUCUUCUAUAUAAUUUCGAAUUCAACCUUGCUGAUGGGCUAAUGCCUGAACAUAUGAACAUGGAGGAACACUUUGGAUUAACCUUAAAGAGGGUUCUACCUCUUCGAGUUCAAGCUACUUCAAUCAACCAUGAUUAAUUAUAUUACAAAGUAAUGGUCUUCAUGCUAUAGUAUUGCAUAUCCCCACAUUUCUACGUUUGAGUUAUUAUUAAUAAUAAUAUUAUAAUAUAGGUUAAUGUCAUUUGUUCCAUUAAAAAAUAUGUCAUUUUCGUCUCUUAGUGGUGCAAAUUAUUAAGUAACAAUGGAACAAAAAGAAGAAUAUGACUAUUUGUGUAAAACCUACAUGGAAUAAGUGUUGAGGACAAUUUUUUUUGCAAGUUAUGUCUUCAUUUCUCUCUUGUCAUUUUAA